AUGGCCGAUACUAAGUCGCGCCCUCUGGCUCCGGCCCCUGCUGGUGCCAAUGCUGCCCUCGACAACCAGCAACGCAGAAAGAAUGUUGGCACUGCGUGUGCCGCCUGCAAAGCGCGGAAACUGAAGUGUACCGGAUCCGUUCCCUGUGCCAGCUGCGUCAAGAGCAACGUCGAAUGCACCCUCGACAAGAGCGCCGACAAACGUCGCCGGGGCGCCUUGAAACGCAAGAUCGACGAACUGGCCGACAAGGAGGAUUUGUUGGAACGCCUCGUGCUAGCUAUUCGCGAUGGCGGCCACAACCGUGUCAUGCCUCUCGUCGACCUCAUCCGCGCCAAUGCUACGCUCGACGAGAUUCGCCAACACAUCGUCGUUCAUGUCCCCCGGUCGGAAUUGGCGCUGACGCCCGACCUGGUUCAAUUGAGCCGCGACGUCCAUCAUCUCCAAGCUUCCGACCGCUCGCGGCCCAUGCGCCGCAUUCUGGAGGCCAAACGGGUCGCCGACUCGCCGCGCUAUUUGGUGCCGGCGCAACCUUGGACCACAGUCACGUCCGAUGCACAUUUUGUUUCCCACUUGAUCUCUCUUUGGUUCACCUGGUCGCAUCCCUUCGGCAAUUGGAUCGAUCGAGAUUUGUUCCUACGGGAGAUGCAGACCAGCAAGCGGUCGGGGCGUUUCUGCUCGCCGUUCCUGGUUAAUGCUAUUCUCGCCGAUGCCUGUACCUAUUCGGACUACCCAGAGUCGUACAAGAUGCCAGGUGACGCCGCCACCCGGGGCGUCCAUUUCUAUGAGGAGGCGAAACGAUUACUUGACCAGGAGGCCGGGCGGAUCACCUUGCCGACCGUGCAGGGGUUGGGGAUCUUAUGGUUGUGUGCUGCUCGGACCGGUCGCGACCGUCAGGGCUGGAUCUACCGGAACCAGCUUACCUACGCUCUCCAAGAGCUCUUACAGAAGACCUCCACCCUCGUCCACAAUCCCGACCUCGAUACCCUCCGGAUGGUUCAUGGGCUCAACCACACCGUCUGGGGAUUGUUCAACGUCGCCACGAUCCAUGCCCUGACCGACCGGAGCCGCCCGUCGAUCCCCCUGCCCGACCGUCACCGUCUGCCGCCGUUGCGCCAUGAGGGCGGUCCGGAAGACAUUUGGCAGCCCUAUCCACACCCGGCGGCGGGCAUCGCGGGUCACGUGGACUGUCUGUUUCUUGCGCUCUCCACCUUGACGCCCAUCGCGUACGAGGUGACCCGAUUAUUCGAUCCCACACCGCGCCCCGACCUGGCCGCGCGGGUCACGCGUUUGCACGAACAUCUUCAGCAUUGCGCGGACCAAUGGCCCACCUGCCUCAAGGGCACGCGACUGGAGGCGCCGCAUAUCCUGUGUCUGCACAUGAAUUACCACUUGAUUGUGCUCACGCUGUACGGGCUGGUGGUGUCCGCCGCCACACCGCCCUCGCCGACCGACCCGGUCGGGCUGCACGCGUGCGCGGUGCGACUCUCGGCGGCUCGCAACAUUGCCCACCUGAUCUGCAUCCACCGCGCCUGCUGGGGAGUGGAGCGCAUGCCGGUCAGUAACAGCUCCUGUCUGCUGGGCGCUCUGAUCGCUCUGUUGGAUGGGCUGGACGACCCCGACAACCGCGAGGCGUUUAUCACCCUAUGCAUUGCCGCCCGGUCGCUGACGCGCCGAUGGGACGGCGGGGGGGAUUUGCUCGGGAUUGUGCGCACCACGGCCAAGGCGCGGGGGGUGAGGUUGCCCACCGAGACCCAGUCUCUCUUUAUGAACUUGGUUGUGCCGGUAGCGGUCACGCCGCGGUCUGGGGUGGACGAAUCGCCCGAUCGGGCGGAUGAAAGCAGUGUCACCUGAGGUGGCCUAUAAAGUCCAUGUCCUGCACCGCGAUCUAAUUCCUCGAGGGAUCUACCUGGAUCCUCGGAACGGGCAGAUGUGCCCUGAAGCGACCGGCCUGUGCCGGAUCAUGAUCGAGUCGUGAGCCCGGAUUGCUCUCUACUUGAUCUGCGCAAAGAUUUAUCUCCCACUUGGGAUGGAACCGGGAGGGUCCAAGCCCACAAUCGGCCAUUCCCAGGAUUGUCCGGCUAUUAGGUAGCCCUCCACCCAGCAUGUCUCACGCACCCGCACGCGGUUCGCUAUUACUUAAUCAUUUCAUGUCUCAUCUCAUCUAUCAUAGCUCAUUCUACAUCAUCAUCAUCUCCCAUUAUAAUCAUGACCCUUUCCCAAUCACCCCUGCGUAUGUCCACUCCAUUCUCCCCUAGCCACCGAGCUCGGAGGCAGGCAGUCGUCAGACCUUCUCGGUCUUGACUCUAGGCUUCAUCGGAGGA
Messenger RNA from Aspergillus saccharolyticus JOP 1030-1, 2321 nucleotides. RefSeq names its product putative C6 transcription factor. The coding region runs from base 1 to 1851 and encodes 616 amino acids. Gene Ontology annotation, biological process: DNA-templated transcription; regulation of DNA-templated transcription. The record is from RefSeq and is a predicted model, not a curated record. The transcript is spliced from 6 exons. Lineage: Eukaryota; Fungi; Ascomycota; Eurotiomycetes; Eurotiales; Aspergillaceae. Gene Ontology annotation, molecular function: zinc ion binding; DNA binding; DNA-binding transcription factor activity, RNA polymerase II-specific.